Messenger RNA from Tachysurus fulvidraco (yellow catfish), 5542 nucleotides. Its product is annotated as probable phospholipid-transporting ATPase IIA. Gene Ontology annotation, molecular function: ATP hydrolysis activity; ATP binding; ATPase-coupled intramembrane lipid carrier activity. The transcript has 28 exons. The record is from RefSeq and is a predicted model, not a curated record. Lineage: Eukaryota; Metazoa; Chordata; Actinopteri; Siluriformes; Bagridae. Gene Ontology annotation, cellular component: plasma membrane; endosome; trans-Golgi network. Gene Ontology annotation, biological process: phospholipid translocation; retrograde vesicle-mediated transport, Golgi to endoplasmic reticulum; endocytosis. The coding region runs from base 250 to 3399 and encodes 1049 amino acids.
CCAGAGAUCAGAACCAUGCAACUGGUUAAUCUACUCCUGAAACCAUCGCCUGGAUGUAAGGGAAGUGAAUAUCAGUCGUUAUAAUCGUGGAUGUACGAGCAAUCAUCUCGUGCCGUUCGUGCUCAUGUGUCAGAAGCUUUAUUGAAUAUCCGACUCGACUCGAAGGCUCUGACGGCUAUAGCUGCUGUUAGCUUCCGCCCCUGCUGGGAGAAACAACUGGGCUGAUUUCACAACCGCCAUCAGCCCGUAAUGGCCGGAAUGACGGAUAAUAUUCCUUUGCAGCCUGUACGGCACAAAAAACGACACGACAACAAGCAUAAAAUCGGGUGCUGCCCUUGGUCAAGGUGCUGUGGAGCAGGGGAGUUUCGCCCUCGGACAGUUUGGCUAGGCCACCCUGAGAAGAGGGAACAGCGAUACCCGAAGAACGUCAUCAAUAACCAAAAAUAUAAUUUCUUCACCUUUCUUCCUGGGGUGCUGUUUAAUCAGUUCAAAUACUUCUUUAAUCUGUACUUCCUGCUGCUGGCCUGCUCUCAGUUCGUGAAUGAGCUCCGACUCGGGGCUCUCUAUACGUACUGGGUUCCACUGGGCUUUGUUUUGAUCAUCACCAUAGUGAGAGAAGCAGUGGAAGAAAUUCGAUGUUAUGUGCGGGACAAAGAGGUCAAUUCACAGAUUUACAGCAAGCUCUGUACAAGAGGGACCAUGAAGGUGAAAAGUAGUAGCAUCCAAGUCGGAGAUCUUAUCAUCGUUGAAAAGAACCAACGUGUUCCCGCUGACAUGAUCUUCUUACGGACAUCUGAAAGGAACGGCUCUUGCUUCCUGAGGACUGACCAGCUGGAUGGAGAAACAGACUGGAAACUGCGCCUCCCGGUGGCCUGCACUCAAAGACUCCCGACCGCAGCAGACCUAUUACAGAUCAGGUCGUUUGUGUAUGCUGAGGAACCCAAUAUCGACAUCCAUAACUUCAUCGGUACCUUUACCAGGGAGGACGGAGACCCUCCAGUCAACGAGAGCCUGAGUAUUGAGAAUACCCUGUGGGCCAGCACUGUUGUUGCCUCAGGUACAGUGAUAGGGGUUGUGAUUUAUACCGGCAAAGAACUUCGCAGUGUUAUGAACACGUCCAAUCCAAGAAAUAAGAUUGGGCUUUUUGACUUGGAGGUAAACUGCUUAACCAAGAUUCUGUUCGGAGCCCUGGUGGUGGUUUCUCUGGUCAUGGUGGCCCUGCAACACUUCGCUGGCCGCUGGUACCUUCAGAUCUUCCGCUUCCUGUUGCUCUUUUCCAACAUAGUUCCCAUCAGUUUGCGUGUGAACCUGGACAUGGGCAAGAUGGUGUUCAGCUGGAUGAUCAAGAAAGAUUCAAAAAUCCCUGGAACUGUGGUUCGCGCCAGCACCAUCCCAGAGCAGCUUGGACGAAUCUCGUAUCUCCUCACAGAUAAGACAGGGACUCUCACACAGAACGAAAUGGUGUUCAGGCGUCUUCACCUUGGCACCGUGGCAUACGGAAUGGAUUCCAUGGACGAAGUGCAGAGUCAUGUGUUCAGUGCUUACACUCAGCCUCCACACGACCAGCUGGCAUCUAGAGCACCGGUCACGACUAAGGUGAGGAAGACAAUCAGUAGUCGAGUGCACGAAGCGGUGAAGGCCAUCGCCCUGGUGCACAACGUGACACCGGUGUACGAGGGGAACGGCGUGACCGAGCAGGCAGAGGCCGAGCAGCACUACGAGGACACGUGCAGGGUGUAUCAAGCCUCCAGCCCAGACGAGGUGUCACUGGUCCAGUGGACAGAAAGUGUUGGUCUGACUCUGGUGGGAAGAGAUCAGUCCUCUAUGCAGCUGAGGACCCCUAGUGGUCAAAUCCUCAAUUUCACCAUCCUGCAGAUUUUCCCUUUCACCUAUGAGAGCAAGCGCAUGGGAAUCAUCGUACGUGAUGAGACUACUGGAGACAUCACGUUUUAUAUGAAAGGUGCUGAUGUUGUGAUGGCCGGAAUAGUACAAUACAACGACUGGCUGGAAGAGGAGUGUGGGAACAUGGCUCGUGAAGGGCUGCGAGUCCUCGUGGUGGCUAAGAAAUCUCUGACAGAGGAGCAGUACCAGGAUUUUGAGGCGCGUUACGUCCAGGCCAAGCUGAGCGUCCAUGACCGCUCACUUAAGGUAGCCACGGUCCUCGAGAGUCUAGAGAUGGAGAUGGAGCUGCUAUGUCUGACUGGGGUGGAGGACCAGCUGCAGGCUGAUGUGAGGCCAACGCUGGAGAUCCUCCGCAAUGCUGGCAUUAAAGUAUGGAUGCUGACAGGAGACAAACUGGAGACAGCCACUUGCACAGCCAAGAAUGCCCACUUGGUGACCCGUAAUCAGGACGUCCACGUCUUUAGGCCUGUGACCACACGAGGCGAGGCCCACCUCGAGCUCAACGCUUUCAGGAGGAAGCACGACUGUGCUCUGGUAAUAUCAGGAGACUCUCUUGAGGUAUGCCUGAAGUAUUACGAGUAUGAGUUUAUGGAGCUGGCGUGCCAGUGCCCAGCUGUGGUGUGCUGUCGCUGUGCUCCAACACAGAAAGCUCAGAUCGUGAGGUUGCUGCAGGAGCGCACAGGCAAACUCACGUGUGCUGUGGGGGACGGAGGAAAUGAUGUCAGCAUGAUCCAGGAAGCUGACUGUGGCGUGGGAGUGGAAGGCAAAGAGGGAAAGCAGGCUUCGCUCGCUGCUGAUUUUUCAGUGACUCAGUUCAAACAUCUGGGUAGACUGCUCAUGGUGCACGGACGAAACAGCUACAAGAGAUCGGCUGCCCUCAGUCAGUUUGUCAUUCACAGGAGCCUCUGUAUCAGUACCAUGCAGGCCGUCUUCUCCUCCGUUUUCUACUUCGCAUCAGUUCCUCUCUACCAAGGCUUUCUCAUCAUCGGCUACUCGACGAUCUACACCAUGUUUCCUGUUUUCUCCCUGGUUUUGGAUAAAGAUGUGAAAUCUGAGGUGGCUAUGCUUUAUCCUGAACUCUACAAGGAUUUACUAAAGGGUCGACCUCUUUCCUACAAAACUUUCCUCAUAUGGGUUUUGAUAAGUAUCUACCAAGGCAGCAUCAUCAUGUACGGCGCACUGCUGCUCUUUGAGUCAGAGUUUGUGCACAUCGUGGCAAUUUCAUUCACCUCUCUGAUCUUGACCGAGCUGCUCAUGGUGGCACUGACAGUGCAGACGUGGCACUGGCUCAUGAUUGUGGCCGAGCUCCUGAGUCUGGCUUGCUACAUCGCUUCACUCGUCUUCUUACACGAAUUCAUCGAUGUCUAUUUUAUCACCACGCUGUCAUUCGUUUGGAAGGUGACCGUCAUCACGCUGGUCAGCUGCUUGCCUCUGUACAUCCUGAAAUACCUGCGCAGACGCUUCUCACCUCCCAGCUACUCCAAGCUGACCACUUAGAGCCGAUCAAGAAAUGUAAACAGAAAGACGCAUUUCCAGGGUGUUUUUUUUUUUUUUUUUUUAAAUUAUUAUUAAUUUUUUGGUCAUGUGGGUGACUGAAGCGAUUUGCACAGGCUUUUGUUUUUCUAUUAAAAGCGGCGAGAAUGUCAAGGGCCAUUCUGGAAGGUGUUUCUCAAAUAUAAUGAUUGAUUCCAUGAAGAAUCUUCUCAUUUGUGCCAUUUGCAGUCACACCACAGCUAUGAAGCUGAGCCGGGUUCCUAAAGGGCCAUCGGAGCUGAAUCACAAGGGUACUUUCAUGCUUGAUUGCUCGAGUGAGUCACUCACUAGUGAGGGCUAAACAUGCGGGUUACUGUAGCUACGGUGCGCACCGGAGCUUUCGAGAAUCCUGAGGGAAGUGAAUUUCGAUUUAUUUUGCAAAGAAGGUAUAGGGAAAAGAGAGGGAAUUAAUUUCAAAUCAAAAUGAAUUCGUUUUGGUUCAGACUUGAUCUUUUGAAAGGUAUUGCUUUGGAAAGUAUUCUAGAAAUUAAAUAUAUUGAAUAUAAAGUGAUCCUAAGUGUGUGCGCGCACACGCCCCUGUAGUGUAGUCGAUCUGUUUAGAUUAGCAUGUUGUCUCAGACGGUGGUGUUGGUUCAGGCGUAAGGUUACUGAAUACCAUUGUGUUGUGUCUAAAGACCAUGAUGAGUAUAACACACCACAAACAAACUGCUAUUUUAGCAUACAGCUCCCGUUUCUGCUCCCUCUAACCGUGUCCACUCUUGCGGUGACCUCUGGUUUCCCUCUGUCUCUGUGCAUGAAUGAGUAGAUUUCAGACAGAGCACUAACCACUUUUCCUAUUUCCACUACAUUUAGUCCACGUCUUUUUAGAACACGCCCUCUCAGCUCCAAAACGCUUCGCGCUUCGUCUACAUUUCACAUCAGGAUUGUACAUAAGCUAAACGAUCUAAUGUAUGCACUUAAUAUUGAUUAACUGUGUUUCAGCGUGUGGAUUCGUCCAAAUGUUUGUUUGUUUGUUUGUUUGUUUUUUUGGUAAGGUAACAAGGGUGACGCUCUGACCAUGUGCCAUAUUGACCAAUUUUCUUGCAGUCAGGGGUGACAAAAUGUACGGUUUUGCUAUAGCAUUUAAGAUUUUGGAGCUCUUUUAUGGAGACAUGUGAACAUUAGAGUUUUGUGUUAUUUUAGCUAAAGCAACAAUCCAAGCAAGAUUAACGUUCACCGAAGGGGAAAAGACGAGGGAUGUACGUACGUACAGCUAGCAUCCGAUUCUGUUUCAUGUCGACUCCAUGCAGUGUUUGUCUUAAACUUGUAUCUCUGACCUCCGACUUGGGAAGUUGUGCUCAUCCCUGAGUUUAAAAUGGCCGCUAACAACAUUUAACACUAAAGUAUAAUUUUUCUAGUUACAUGGUAUAAACUGGUAUUUUCUUGAGAUCAGUCAGAGUUAAAUAACAGAGUCUGUACAGUUUGCUUGUUUUUGAAGGAAACAAUACACAGUUAGUUUAAAGUUUAAACCAGUAUAAAACAAGAAGGUGUUGAUGGUUUGUGUUUGUUCUCCUUUAAAAGACCUUGUAAAAAAAAAUGCAGGAUUUUUCUGUCUGAUGCUUGUUGUUAGCAGUGUUGGUACCUCUGCAUGCAAAAAGAUUUCUUUGUUUUAUAAUCACUCCAAUUUGUCCUCCUGGGUGCAAUUAAUUACAUUCAAGAAGGGAAUAACUUAAAAAAUUAAGGGAUAUUUGAACAACAAAUCCCUAUCAUGUGUAUUACAGUAAAUAAUCACUGAAUAAUUAUAAUGAUCAUUCAAACAGGUAACAUAUCAAGAACAAAUUGUCUUUGCUUUGAUUUGUGUUCACAGGGAUUGUACUAGUGCUGACUUGGCAGUUGGACCUAGACUAGUGUACAAUGCCAUGUACUCAUGUGAUUUCUGUUCUGUACUUGUUAUCCGUUUUAAAUGUCCGAACUACUUUUUAUUAGUUGAUGACUUGUGAAUUGCUGUAUUGUAAAUAACAAACAAAAAAAAAAAAAGCAUUUUAUUUAUUAACAUUUCUAAUUUGUGUUGGAAUUUGCACACCGAUAAAUAAUUGCCGAACAAAAAGGGACAAAAUAACUGAAUGUCCGUGGCGUUGAAAUAAAGUAGGAGUUUUCUUAUCAUGGA